AUGAAGUUUGCACAUUCUCUUAAGUUCAACGCAGUGCCAGAAUGGCAAGACUAUUACGUCAACUACCCUGCCUUGAAAAAGACUAUUUAUAAACUUCAACAAGAACAAUUACAGCAAGAAAUCGGUAACAAUGGUAUAGAUCUAACCACGGUCACUGAAUUGUUAGAACUGGAAAGUAAGAAACUUCAUGAAGAAAGCAAAGUUUCCGAUAGUAAUGUCAAAGAUUCCGCAAUCAAUAAUUCUUCUGAUGAAGAGAAUGCGGACGACAAGCAUAAAUUCUCAUCAAAGCUUUUAAACAGAUUCAAAAAGAAUAAGAAAAUCACAUUUGAUGCUGACUUAGAAAGUGGUGAUAAGCAUUCAGUCUCCAGUUUCACCGUAGAAAGUGAAACCUAUGCGUUCCACCGUUUCAUUAACUCUUCAGAUGAAGAAGGCUUUGACACCUUGAAAAUCUUCACGAAGCAACUAUUGCAACAAUUGCAAAAGAUUGAUGAGUUUUACAUGCAACGCCAACGUAAGAUCUUCAAAGACUAUGACAAUUUGGUAAAAGAUUUAGAAAGAAACGAAAUUUUCAUAGAAGAAAUCUUCAAACGUACGCAAGCAUACAACCAAAACCCUUUAAAGUAUAGAAGAAGGUCUAUUGUUACUGAGAUGAAGAUAGAUAACCUUACUGGUUCUUCUUCAGCUACUCUCAAUAGUGCAGACUUGGAAAAGCAAGAUACUCAUGUCACUUCUAUCGCAGAGGAAUCAGACGAAGAUUCGGAAGAAGAUGAAGACGAUGAUGAUGACGACGAUGAAGAAGAACAUCAACAUUCUCAUAAUUCUGCUUUAUUAGAUCAUUCGCAUUUCCAAGUAGAUCAACAGAAGAGAAUUGCCCUUAAGAAAAAAUCUACAAACAUUUUCAUUGAGCUUUCAGAAUUGAAGUCCUUCAUCGAAUUGAACAAGAUUGGUUUUACCAAGAUUACCAAGAAAUUUGACAAAUCAUGUAAUUAUGCCAUUAAGCAGGAUUUUGUCUCAAACUUCUUACCAAGCAAUUCACAAGCCUUCGUUCCAAAGACUUUGGCUACCAUUGAUUCCAAAAUCAAUGAAAUAAUCAAAAUGUAUGCCUUUAUGAUUGACAAGUUAAACCCAGCAACCACUGCAGCAGACUUAGAGGAUAUCAAACUCGAAUUGAAAUCUCAUUUACGUGACCACAUUGUCUGGGAAAGAAACACUGUCUGGAAAGAUUUACUUUCUUUGGAGAAGAAGUCUUAUGAUUUGGAAUUACACAAGCAUGCGGGUGCUCAUAAUAACAAGAUGGGUGAUGAAUCUAACGUUGUAAACGACAUGAUUUUACAACUAAACGUUAAAUCGUAUAAGUUGCCACGCGCUGUAUUCGGUUAUGAAUCCAUUUUGCUCCCAGCAUCCUUAUUAACUUGGCAAGUGUUUAAGCUAGUCUUAAUUACAAUUGUUUUCAUCAUUUUAAUGACGGUCAAGACUAUGAAUGACCCAGAGGAACACCGUUGUUUAGCAGUAUUGGCUGCAUGUGCAUUGCUUUGGGCAACAGAAGCAAUCCCAUUGUAUAUUACCGGAAUGUUGGUACCAUUUUUGACAGUUACUUGUAAGGUUUUGAAAAAUACAGAUGGCACAGGACAUAUGACAGGAGCUGAUGCAUCCGACUAUAUUUUAGGUGUGAUGUGGAAUUCUACCAUUAUGUUGUUAAUGGGUGGUUUCACUUUAGCUGCUGCCUUAUCGAAGUACAAUAUCGCUAAAAUUAUCUCCUCAUGGAUGCUUGCAGCCGCUGGUACUAAGCCAAGAAACAUCUUGUUAGCAAUUAUGGCCAUUUCAUUGUUUUUAGCUAUGUGGAUUUCGAAUGUUGCAGCUCCAGUUUUAUGUUUCUCAUUGAUUCAACCUGUUUUGAGAACAUUACCCACAACUUCUCCCCUCUCACAAGCUUUGAUGAUGGGAAUUGCCUUGGCAUCAAACAUGGCUGGUAUGGCAUCACCAAUUUCUUCUCCUCAAAAUAUUAUUGCAAUUGAGUCUAUGUCACCAAACCCAGGUUGGGGUAAUUGGUUCGCUGUUGCCUUACCAGUUUCUAUCAUAGGAACUCUCGGUAUUUGGGUUAUGUUACUAUUCACAUUUGACAUUUCUCACGUAAAGGUUCAAGCCUUCAAGCCUAUGAAGGAUAAAUUCACCGUCAAGCAAUGGUAUAUCAUGAUAGUUACUAUUGGUACCAUUUUGUGUUGGUGUUUCAUUGGAAACCACCAUAUGGCAGGAUUUUUAGGAACAUCAGGUAUUAUUUCAAUCCUUCCAAUGAUUCUUUUCUUUGGAACAGGUUUAUUGACUGUUCAAGAUUUAAAUAACUUCCCUUGGAGCAUUAUCGUCUUAGCCAUGGGUGGUAUUGCCUUGGGUAAGGCUGUAUCAUCAUCAGGUUUAUUGAAGACCGUCGCCGAAGCUUUACAAGACAAAAUCAUGGAUUUUAAUAUGUAUGCUAUUGUCAUGAUUUUCGGUAUCUUAAUCUUAGUUGUUGCAACUUUCGUCUCUCACACUGUUGCCGCUUUGAUUAUUGUUCCAUUAGUCAAGGAAGUUGGUGAAAGUUUACCAACUCCACACCCAUUACUCUUAAUUAUGAGUACCACUUUAAUUGCAUCUGCUGCCAUGGCAUUGCCUACCUCUGGUUUCCCUAACGUUACAGCCAUUAGUAUGACGGAUGAAUUGGGUCAACGUUAUUUAACAGUGAAUACAUUCAUUACCAGAGGUAUCCCUGCAUCCAUCAUUGGUUAUAUAUGUGUCGUUACCAUCGGUUAUGGUAUCAUGACAGCAAUUCAAUUCUAA
This is a messenger RNA of Dujonia railenensis, 2811 nucleotides long. NCBI's taxonomy places the organism in Eukaryota, Fungi, Ascomycota, Pichiomycetes, Serinales, Debaryomycetaceae. The record is from the annotation of a GenBank genome assembly.